CGACAUUAGUGUAUUGUGUAUGACCAUUGGUGACAGCCGUCAGUUCAUGUCAUCGGGGAGAUAUCGCGGGUAUCAGCAUCUUGCAGGGAAGCAUGCCGGCAGAACAACAAUUCCAACUCCAUGAGGAUCCACGAAAUCUGGAUUACUUCAGUGAUGUUAAUUUGAUGCAAUUCGAUGUAAAGAGAGAGACAACAUCGGGAUUUGACAGUCUGUAUCCUCAUCCUCAUCCUUGCAAUCAGAAUACGUCCGGAUCAGUUUCCACCACCCCCAUGAGCACCCCUUGCAGCUCGGUGCCUUCUUCUCCAAGUAUCAGCCCAACUGGGCAGAGUUCCGACGAUUUAUACUGGACAAUGGAUUCCAGCGUUUAUCCUCAACAAAUGAACUCAAAUCUUCUUGACCUGACAUCCGAAACUGCAGUGGGGAGUUUAGGCACUGAUUCAGUAAAUGGGCACCCAAUAUCCCACAUCCGCCAGCAGCUUCAUCAAGCAGAAUUUGACUACUACAGAGCGACACGCCCGUUCCACGGACAAACCCCCAGUUUCCAGCACCAAGAGCAACAUUACGCAGAAAUACCACCGAACAUCGGAACUCUCCACAGUCAUCAGAGCGCACAUGAUCACGUGCAGAACAGAGAUGGAUUUCAGUUCACUGACAAUGUUAAUAACCCAAGUGCAAGAGCGCUCUGCCACCAAACAGCCCAAGUUAUCAAUCCACAGCAAAAGCGAGAUGACCGAAAAACAAGUGUCGAAGUCUGCCUCUCAGAUGAGCAGCUGUUGUCCAUGUCCGUGAGAGAACUCAAUCGACACCUUCGUGGUUUAAGCAAGAACGAUGUUAUCCGACUUAAACAAAGACGUCGGACACUAAAGAACCGGGGUUAUGCACAGUCCUGCCGACAUAAACGGGUUCAACAGAAACACGUUCUGGAGCAUGAAAAGACGAGCCUGGUCACUCAGCUGGAGCAGUUGAGGCGCGAGUUUAAUAUACUGACUCGCGAAAGAGACGCAUACAAACUCAAGUUCGAGAGGCUAGCCGGGGGUCUUAGAAAUGGCCCUACAGGUGAAAGCUCAUCAUCACAAAUUUCUGUAUAAAAUCAUUGGGGGCAUGCUGGCCGAUGAGUGAUAAUAUGAAUAUGAAUAAU
Messenger RNA from Chanos chanos (milkfish), 1138 nucleotides. RefSeq names its product v-maf avian musculoaponeurotic fibrosarcoma oncogene homolog Bb (gene mafbb). Gene Ontology annotation, cellular component: nucleus. Gene Ontology annotation, molecular function: RNA polymerase II cis-regulatory region sequence-specific DNA binding; DNA-binding transcription factor activity, RNA polymerase II-specific. The record is from RefSeq and is a predicted model, not a curated record. Gene Ontology annotation, biological process: regulation of transcription by RNA polymerase II. Bases 93 to 1088 code for a protein of 331 amino acids. Lineage: Eukaryota; Metazoa; Chordata; Actinopteri; Gonorynchiformes; Chanidae. The transcript has 2 exons.